This is a messenger RNA of Haemonchus placei, 519 nucleotides long. Lineage: Eukaryota; Metazoa; Nematoda; Chromadorea; Rhabditida; Trichostrongylidae. The record is from the annotation of a GenBank genome assembly.
AUGAUAACAACGACUUUUGCUCGUCACGUGAAACCAUCCAUGCCAUCAGUGCUCCGUAUUAUCGCACGUGAACAGCAUUUCUUAGCAAAUGUUCCAUUAAAGAAACGCGGUGUUGACAAGGUUUCCGCUGACAAUCUCAAGGGAAAGGUGCUAUUGCUCUACUAUUCCGCUGGAUGGUGCAGAUCAUGCAGAAUGUUCACCCCCAAAUUAAAGAAGUUCUAUGAGGAACUAGGAGACGCUGAACGUUCAAAUCUUGAAGUUGUCUGGAUAUCUCGUGAUAAAGAGGCUGCGGAUCAACUGGAGUAUUACGAAAAGGCAAUGCCUCCAUGGUACUACAUACCGUUCGGCGAUCCAAAUAUCCAAGGGUUUCUGGAGAAAUAUGGCGUAAAGGUGAUUCCGGCGUUGAAGCUGGUCAAUGACAAAGGCGAAGUGCUCAGUGAAAGUGCAAGGGCUGACGUGGAGGGUUGUGUAAAGGAUGAGGCCACAAAGUGCUACAACAAAUGGAAGGGUCUGUACUGA